GGAGCGUGCUAUAGUUGGUGUACCUAAUGUAAGCACUAAAUAUAAAUGUAAAUCACAUUCACUGUUCAGUUCAGUAUUACAGUUAGUGCAAUCAAAUCAUCGACCAUGGAGCAAGAGGAAGCUUCAUCGGGUUUUGGACUGUUUGACGACUGUCCCGAAGGAGAGUUACAUCCUUUACAGAUUGACGUGUUUGAAGAUGAAACCGAAGCGUUGGAUAAGCAAGCACGUUUAGAAACAAAUAUUUACCGCCCAGUGAAGGAGGGUACCGAGUUGCAUCGUGCGAUUCGUAGUGGUAAACAGCAGCGAAUUGAUGCCCUGUUGAAUGUAUAUCAGCUGGAUUUCGACAAAAUCCGCGACUAUUUGGUGUUGAAAUAUCAGUGGGAUCCAGAUGAUCGAAUAUGGUUGAGGAAGAUUAACUUAGUUGCGGUUGACCGAGAUCAAUGCAAAAGUGUGAAGGAUUUUGAACGCAAUCGUGUGGCAGUUGGUGGUUUUGAUUUAGAACGCUCGAUAUUUGUACUUCUUCAGACUCCUGUGGAUAGCGAAGAAGUAGCAGUGCUGCAUCCUGAAUGUUAUGACCCCUUGGAGCAGUUUCGAAUCAUUUGGAAGUUGUUCCCAAAUGGUUACCUGUCUUUGGACUAUUGCACCGAGGAGCACGGAAGAUGGGAGACCUUUGUUGAAGCAGCAGCUGGCAAUGGAAAUAACUACACUAUAAAACGAUUGCUUUCCAUGGGAGCACAGCUUUGCCCGCCUCAGCAUAACCCUUUGUUGCCUGCCUGUUCAUCGCUUCGGAAAGAUACAAUUCAAUACUUAUUGGAGAAUCAUUUUGAUGAUUUCGAUUUCACUCAACGGAAACACUAUGUCAACGCUUUUAUCAUCCUAGCUCAAAAAAAUGAUGUGAGCAUUCUUGAUUACGUUUUGGAGAAGAUGAUCCAGUAUCGACAAAAAUAUUACGAAGAGAGUAAAUCGCAGGCAUUCAACAGUAUCUUUCGAUACGAGAACGACGAUUGUGCUUCUCUUACGAUUCUGACGUACUUGAGACCUGGAAAGAUUUAUCAGAAGUUCGAGGAGUACAUCUCCAAUUUUGAGUUGGAUCUUUCGUACCAGAGGGAAAGUGUUACCAUACUAGCACAUCUAGUGCGGAAAAAACUAGCGUUAGAAUACUGCAAGAAAGAAAUUCGAAAGAAUCCAGAGCUGCUGGGGUUAAAGAACCUCGAUGGAUAUGGACCAACAGUUCUACAGGAAUGCAUUCGGAGUGAAGAACUGGACCUGCUCCGGGACAUGUAUUUGCUGCACCCUGAAGUGAAGCAAUACUUCGAGUUUGAGUAUGGCUUCACAGUGCUCCGCGAGGCUUUAGACAAUCACCGUCACGAUAGAGUGCGAUUCAUAUUGGAACAUCAUAAGGACUAUUUCUUGAACAAUAGGGAACGUUUAGAAGGCAUUAUACUGAACAGAAACAACAUUGAGACGUUCUGGGAAUGGAAUGGAGCUUUGCUUUCAGAACAUUUCCCCGAAUUCAAAGAACAAAUUGAAGAUGCCAUCGAGAAAGCUCACGAACUUCAAAUCAGCAAAGAUCUGGAGCGCGAAUUCAAAGAAAUCACCGAGAGUAUAAAAAUAAACAGAAAGAACGUAUCGAAGUUUCAACACCUAUUAAGCAGUAUUCGUGGUCCCUCGGGAGAAACUAUCUUACACUUUGCUGUAGAAAUCGACGACCUCAAACUAUUCAAAGAACUCUUACAAGUUGGAUGUGACUUAAAUGUAUUAGAUAAGCAAGGUAAUCAUCCAAUUCACUUCGUACGAAGUGUCGAUAUGCUGAACCUGAUCAUAGAUUGUCACCCGGACGGUCGUUCCCUUGUUAAUCGAGUUAACUCAGACGGAUGCUCUGUACUUCACAAGGUCUGCUAUCUUUACAUGAAUUCUUCUACUUUGGUAGAAUUAAUGGGAACUGUAAUCGAAUACGGAGCAGAUGUAAACCACCUUACAAAUAGUGGAGAAUCAGCAGUCUUCGUGACGUGGAGCACUCCAGUCCUUCAAAUGCUUUUGAACCAUAACAUCAACUUGGACGUAGUUAACGAUGCUGGUGAAACUGCGCUUUUUCGAAGUCUAAGGUAUCAAAACACCUGGGUUGCUCGAAUACUGCUUCCGCUUUGUUGGGAAAAACCUACGUUUGCAGAGGACGCACACAAGUACUUAGAGCCCCUCCUGAAAACCAAACGUUACGCCUUCAAUGACUACCGUGCUCUUCUGGAUGACAAUCCAGACAAGAUAAAACUAAUUUUUGACGCCGUCUACAAACACUCACGAGCAGAAGCCACGCGUUUGUUCGCCUUCGCAUGUGAAAGAUCUCGCAUUUAUUUCAUCCAAAAAUUUCUGGAGUACAACUACGAUCUGGACUACAACUACACGGAUGAGUACGGCUACACUCCGAUCAUGGGGCUGCUCAACUUCGAUAAAGAACGACCUGGAGAUCUCAUUCGACAGCUCUUGGAGAAGGGCGUUGAUCUGGAAAUCCGUAACCAAUGGGGUAAAACACCUCUACUAAAGCUGGUGUCGUAUUUUGGAUCAGCUCGAUGGUCCGGUGAAGGCAUCAGAGCGGUUCAGCUAUUGCUGGAACACGGAGCGCAGAUCAACGCAGCGGAUGAUGAUGGUCACACGGCGUUACAUUUGGCAUUCCGACGUUGGGAAUGGGACCUGGUGGAAUUGUUGAUUGAAAACGGAGCAGAUGUGAGUCUGAAAGACAAAGAUGGGAAGAGGCCUUGGGAAGUGGGACCUUACGUGAAUAAAGAGAUUUUAGGCAUGAUUUGGUCCUCGCCUCGAAGUGAUUUAAGGUUGUAAAGUAUUAUUAAUUUGUUACGGAAUGUGUUUUAUUUAUUUCUGGUGCUAAAUGUUGACUUGACAUGACUGUUGCAAUCGCUUAAAAGCUUAUGAAUUACAUUUUUUAUGGGACACACGAAAA
Messenger RNA from Aedes albopictus (Asian tiger mosquito), 2953 nucleotides. RefSeq lists its product as uncharacterized. Gene Ontology annotation, molecular function: protein binding. The record is from RefSeq and is a predicted model, not a curated record. The coding region runs from base 106 to 2832 and encodes 908 amino acids. Lineage: Eukaryota; Metazoa; Arthropoda; Insecta; Diptera; Culicidae. The transcript is spliced from 2 exons.